AUGGAAUCACCAAAUCCCAUUGAGGAAUUGCAUCAACCCUUGUUAAAAAAACUAUUGUGUUAUCCAUUGUAUGCAAUCUUCCCAAUUCUCCUAAUUCACUUUUAUUUAGAUCCCUUUUAUUCCUCUUCUCCCAAAAUUAUCAUUCAAACCCCCCCUUUAGCAACCCCUCCCCCACCCCCACCAUUCCCCCUAUGUGACUACACAGAGGGAGAAUGGGUCCCGGCCGAGGCAGCCCCACUCUACAACGGGUCCACUUGCGCCACAAUAAAAAACGGCCAGAACUGCAUGGCGUACGGCCGCCCCGACCGGGACUUCCUCUUCUGGAGGUGGCGCCCGCGCUACUGCGACCUCCCCUCAUUCCGCCCCUCCGCCUUCCUCGGCCUCGUCUCCAACAAGCACGUCGCCUUCAUCGGCGACUCCCUCGCUAGAAACCAGCUCGAGUCCCUCCUCUGCAUGACCGCCUCCGUCGCCGAGCCGCGCCUCGUCUACACUUCCGGCGAAGACAACAAGUUCCGGAGAUGGAUCAUCCCAUCCCACAACGCCACCUUCUCCAUCUACUGGUCUCCCUUUUUAGUGAAAGGGAUUGAGAAAUCCGCUGAGAGAAACUACAAUCAGCUUUUUCUCGAGUCGGCCAACGAGAUUUGGGCGAAGGAUUUGGAUGAUUUGGACAUUCUUAUAUUCUCCGCGGGGCAUUGGUUCUUACACCCCGCGGUUUAUUACCAAAACGGCGACGUUUUGGGGUGCCACUAUUGCGAGAAUCACACUGAAAUCGGAUUCUACGACGUUUUCGGGAAGGCUUUGAAGACGGCUUUCGAGAGUGUAAUCGAGAGAGGAAAAGGGAAACAGAUGGAUGUGAUAUUGACGACGUUUACGCCGGCGCAUUUUGAGGGGGAUUGGGAUAAGUUGGGGGCGUGUGCGAAAACGGCGCCGUAUAGGGAGGGGGAGAAGGUUCUAGAAGGGAUGAAUGAGGAGAUGAGGAGGGUUGGGGUGGAGAGGGUGGAGGAGGCUAGGGUUAGGGAUUCCAAGGUUAGGUUUAGGGUUUUGGAUGUGUCGAAGAUCGCGUUGCUAAGGCCCGACGGGCACCCUGGCCCGUAUAUGAACCCGAACCCGUUUGCGAACGGGGUGGGCGACCACGUGCAGAAUGAUUGUGUGCAUUGGUGCUUGCCUGGCCCUAUUGAUACGUGGAAUCAGAUUUUGUUAGAUUUUAUUUUACGAAAAUCGUGAUUUAUUUCUUUCUAUCUUAGUAAAUUUAUUUAAAUUUAGUUAUUUUAUUCAGUCAAUUUUUAUUUAGUCAAUUUUAGUGAGAGAGACUAAGGAUCAUGAUUUCUUUUGGUUAGGUUGUUUUUUUUGGUGAGGGUUAGGUUGUGUUUUAG
Molecule: messenger RNA, 1373 nt
Organism: Salvia splendens (bonfire salvia)
Lineage: Eukaryota; Viridiplantae; Streptophyta; Magnoliopsida; Lamiales; Lamiaceae
Gene: TBL27
Product: TRICHOME BIREFRINGENCE-LIKE 27
Exons: 1
Coding region: 1-1224 (407 amino acids)
Cellular component (GO): Golgi apparatus
Molecular function (GO): O-acetyltransferase activity
Source: RefSeq, a predicted model, not a curated record